AUGCCUGUGCUACGCAGCGGCAAGAGGUCGAAAAGCGUGGGUUUUCGGGUUCGGGAGGAAAGCAUUCAGCAAACGAAGAAGGUGUACCUGAGCUACUUGGGUAUUGAAACGUCUGCCUCAGAAACUGGCGAAUCUGACGCAGACUCAGGGAGCAACUCUUUUCAGAACUUUGGGGUGCGCGAAAGCAAAGCGUUCUUGCAAGAAUACUUUAGUCAGUCGACAAAAGUGUUGACAACAGACGAGGACGAGGAAGCAGGCGAGUCUGAACAUGGCUCUACGUUGAAUGUUCCUUUUGCGGCGUUGAGAGAGUGGUUGCAGGUUGCCGAUCAGAAAUUGCCAAAGUCCGCCAAGCAACUGAGCCAGCUGUACGAGUCUCAAUUCGACAAAUGGAUGGUGUACAUGAGCGAGAACUUCAACGUGCUGCUAUAUGGCUUCGGCUCAAAGCUUGACCUUGUCGAAAGGUUUCGCAAGGCGAAAUUGCUCGGCACCUACAACCAUAUAGUGCUGCAUGGUUAUCAACCAUCAGCAAGCGUCAAGCAGUUGCUGGCGUUGCUCGUCGAGCGUCUACGGCUAAAGAUUAGUCCAUCAUCGUCCAGCAGCCCGAUCGAGUUGAGCUAUGCAGUUUGCCAAGCUCUGGAGUCAAUGAAGAAGCCAUGCGACGUAUUCAUCGUCGUUCACAACAUCGACGGCGUCGCCCUGCGUAACCACGUUGCCCAAACGGUCCUCUGCGUGCUGGCUGACUCACCUUUUGUACACAUUAUUGCCUCGGUCGACCACGUGAACGCUGCUCUCAUGUGGGAUCAGACCAAGCUGGCGAAAUUUAGCUGG
This is a messenger RNA of Soboliphyme baturini, 828 nucleotides long. The record is from the annotation of a GenBank genome assembly. NCBI's taxonomy places the organism in Eukaryota, Metazoa, Nematoda, Enoplea, Dioctophymatida, Soboliphymatidae.